ACGAUGUCUACUUUAUAGAAGUUAGAAGAAGAGCAUAGAAGAAGUAAGAACAAACCACAGAGACCAAAACAAGAACAAAAAUGUAUUUCGCUGCCGUAGCUUCUUCACGACAGAGCUUUUCAUCAAACACGUACGAUUUCCGACACAGUUUCAAACCCAGAUCCAAUAUUAACCUCACUCGUCCCAACUCUAUCUGUUGUAAAGCUCCUCAACACGACGACGAAGAAACUGGUUCAUCCCGGAAGAAUGAGAAUCAGUUGGCGAAAUUGGCAAUCGCGACGCUAGCGGUUGGCGUUUUGGCUUUGGGAAGCGUUGGAGAUGCGUCUGCGGCCAAAAGCGGUGGAAGAGUCGGCGGUCAAGCGUUUCGUUCUUCAGCUCCUCGCCCUCCUCCUAGAAUUAACAACCGAUCAAGGACCAACAUCUACGUGAAUCCUCAGGUUGCACCACCUUUGAUCGGUGGCUACGGGUAUGGUUACGGCGGUUACGGAUGGUCACCGUUUUCAUUUUUUGCCCCUGGUCCUGUGGUGGCAGUUGGUGGUGGUGGCGGCUUCGACGUCCUACUUCUCUUCAUGUUUUUUGGAGCCGCUUCAGCCGUGGCUAGAAACUUUUUCCGAUCAAGAAAUGAUGGAGAUGACGAAGAUGAUUAUUAGAGGGGAGAACAAAAGAGAGAGAGAGAGAGGGUUUAUGUAAUAUUUACGUUGAAAUAACCUAGUGAAAUAUACGAUUUUGUGUAUAAAAUUGUGAUGGACUAAGACGGGUUGUGAACAUUGAGAUUAGUAACUUAGACCAAUCUUAAAAAUCAAUAGAGUCGAAUUAAAAAACA
Messenger RNA from Capsella rubella, 823 nucleotides. RefSeq lists its product as uncharacterized. The record is from RefSeq and is a predicted model, not a curated record. The transcript is spliced from 3 exons. Bases 81 to 650 code for a protein of 189 amino acids. Lineage: Eukaryota; Viridiplantae; Streptophyta; Magnoliopsida; Brassicales; Brassicaceae.